This is a messenger RNA of Dicrocoelium dendriticum, 779 nucleotides long. Lineage: Eukaryota; Metazoa; Platyhelminthes; Trematoda; Plagiorchiida; Dicrocoeliidae. The record is from the annotation of a GenBank genome assembly.
GAGCUUCCUUUGCUCAAAGCAUAUCCGGAGGUCUCAGUACCGCGGUGGCUGUGUUUUGCCAUGAAUUACCACAUGAGCUGGGCGAUUUCGCGGUACUUCUAAAGACUGGUAUGCGUAUCAAGGAGGCUUUGUUCUUCAACAUUGUCUCAUCUAUUCUAUCCCUGUUUGGAAUGUUCGCUGGAAUCGCCCUCGGCAACGUGGCUUCCGCUAGCCAAUGGAUAUUUGCUGUCACAGCCGGCACAUUCAUCUACAUCGCCCUGGUUGAUAUGCUUCCUGAGUUGAGCGGCGCAGAGUUGCGUCCCGGUCAGACGAGGAUUGGACAAGUGGUUCUGCAAAGCACUGGGCUAUUCACUGGAGUCGGGAUUAUGCUGUGUAUUGCGCUUUUUGAAGAGAAGAUCAAGUUAUUUGUAGACUGAAAUCCCUACGACACCAUGAGGAAGCUGCUUAUCUGUUCAACAAUCUCCACACCGAAAACUGGCCACAAAGUGCAGUAAACAACCUUUUCAGUAUCCUUUAUCCGGUGACGGGCGUGAUACCUUUUUGAGUUACUGUAAUUAAACUCCUGCUGAUCACAUGACCACACGCAUGAUAAGAAUACCUACAUUUAGCUACCUUGUAUGUUUCUGGAUAGAUGAGUUUCCGGUUGCGAAAAGCGCCAUGUUGAAACUAUAGGUUGAAAUUACAUAGCGUCACUAUUUUGAUGACACAAAAGUUUGUUGAAUUACUGUCUGCAUCAACCAGGUCUUGGGAAUUUCGUUUCCAUUUCCUUUCAUGGUAAC